Anarrhichthys ocellatus (wolf-eel) is the source of this 1881-nucleotide messenger RNA. It is a transcript of the gene dnaaf3l, whose product is annotated as dynein axonemal assembly factor 3 like. The record is from RefSeq and is a predicted model, not a curated record. Bases 141 to 1502 code for a protein of 453 amino acids. Lineage: Eukaryota; Metazoa; Chordata; Actinopteri; Perciformes; Anarhichadidae. Gene Ontology annotation, biological process: motile cilium assembly; axonemal dynein complex assembly. The transcript has 12 exons.
GGCAACAGAUCUCAAACUUUCUGUUCAGACGGUAAACUGGGUUAGCUGCAACUUUACUCAGGAGUCAGACUGUGAGGUGGGUUUUGUUUCAGCGCACAGUAUCUGGUCGCAGCGUACGGCCAUUUAUUACCACAUUGAGGAUGAGUGCUGGACGGGCCUCUGAGGGCGCUGGCUGCAUCACCUGGUGGGGCUUCAGUCCUGCGCGCGACCUGCUGAGUACGGGCCCUGUGAGACUUGAAGAGGACUUCAAUGUUUUACUGGUUGGCAGUGGAGAUCCACGACAUAUUUUGAAGACCAUUUCUGGAUUGAAGAACCAGGAAAGCCUUCAUGUGUGGGUGAUAGAAGACAGCAUGGAGGUGGUGGCUAGGCAGCUGCUGCUCCUCUACCUGGCACUGGUGCCGAAGGAAAUCAUGGGAAAUAAUGAGAAGACGGAGGUUUUCUUGGAGGUGUUUGGGAACGGUGAGAUCCGCAGUCAGACAGAAGAGACACUAAGACGUGCAGCAUCACAGCUCACUCUGUCUGUUACUGAAACACUGGAGACAGCCACACACACCUCUCUGAACACAACUCUUCUCAAGUUCAAGGAGCGAGACGAGCUGGCCAGGAUAUUCAAGUUGUGGACCCAGCCUCGGCCUUCGUCAUCCUCAUCAGAGUGCGCUGCCCCUGUCUUAAUGUCCACAGCCUGGGAUUAUCGGGUCAGGCAGCACCUUGGAACACGCUACGACUCCAAGAAGAGCUGCUUCGACUGGGACCUCGCAAUGAAACUGCAUGAGAAAGGGUGUGGUGUCAUCAACAAACAACAGUAUGCACAAUGGAGGGAGCGGGGUUUGGCGUUUGAAAUGAGGGAAGGUGUCUACCAAAGAACCAAUCCAAGUUUGCUCUCUUCAAGAGUGUUCAGUCAGAACGGGGGGAAAGUGUCUUACAGGGGCUACUGGGGUGACAUAGUUUCCAGUCCUUAUCUCUCCUUUGGCAUUGAAACUGCUGACAAGAGCCUGCUGAGGACACAGAAUGGGCAACACAUCAAGACUGCCCAGGAUAUCUCUUUUGCAAACGUUCAGGAAUUGUUCCAGUCCCUGUCCAGCAGGCGGGGCUGCCCCACCACCUCUCAUUCGGACGUAAAGGCAGAGGAGCCACCCCCCGAGGCGUACCGAAACUCUGUCACCAUUAACGACUUGAUGCACCUGAAUGGGAUCUCUGUGACAUUCCUGCCAUCGGACUCACUUUACAAACUGCCCGAAAAACAGAAAUAUUCCCACUUCUUUAACACCAUCUACUUCUCUGCCAGCCGCGUGCACCAGUUGGGCCCGACAAUGAGACAGAUUGCAGCACCAGACGCUGUGCUUGUCGUGGAGUUGGCCAAGUACAUUUUGGAUCUGAGCAAAGAGCAAGUAGCAGGCUUUGCAGAGAAAGUGGCGAGCAUCGCUCUGGAGGCUGAAUUUGAGCCGUGGCGUGAUGAGAAGAGUGAUGACGUCCAUGCUGUUUUCAUACCACAGAGGAAGUAACGGUGCUUCAUUUAUUCUGCUCCCAUUGUCAGCAGCUUUACCUUCACAAUAUAUGCAACAGUCAAGGUGAUAUUGCCUCACUUCACAAGAACUUAUGCAGACACAAUUUAUUUUAGUUAACCAGCGAAUAAGGAGCAACAUUAAUUUUUGUAGUAGCUGUGAACUUUUCCAUAUUUCGAUUUUUUUAAGAAUAAUAAUCCAAUUUAAUUUACAAUUUGAAAGACAUUCAAGAAAAUAUCCAUUUUAUGUAUUGGUGCAUUUUAAUAAAUACAGAUGCAAUUGCAAGUGGAUGUAUUGUAAUAAAUGCCAAACGUAAAAUCUCUAAUCUUGUCCAGAAUCUAUUGAACUGUCUUCUUGUUUCAUCGUGCCUCCUCUGAGA